CAGCGGCGGACUCGCCCAACUCGCUGUGGCGGGGGGAGCGGCGGGACGGCUCGGUGGGCCUCGGCCGGGCCGGGAAAUAAGCAAUCAGCUGCUCCAAAGAAUGAAGAUGCUGCUCAGAGAGUACCAUGACUACCUGCAGGAGAUCAGCAUCAACAUCGUGCAGGCUUGUUUGGAGUGAUGCUGUGAAAGCGGCUCUGGAAGCUGCUUUGAGAAAGAAGAUUGAAUUUGAGAGAAAAGCGUUGUCUAUUGUUGAACAGCUCCUGGAGGAGAACAUUACUGAAGAGUUCCUUCUAAAUUCUGGAAAGUGCAUUACUCCGUCUCACUAUAAAGACAUUGUUGAUGAACGGUCUAUCAUCAAACUAUGUGGUUAUCCUCUAUGUCAAAAUAAACUGGAAAAUGUGCCAAAGCAGAAGUACAAGAUUUCAACAAAAACUAACAGAGUUUAUGAUAUCACUGAAAGAAAGUGCUUUUGCAGCAACUUUUGCUAUAGAGCAUCUAAAUAUUUCGAAGCUCAAAUUUCUAAAAGUCCAGUAUGGAUGAGAGAAGAAGAUGAACCACCAGAUAUAGAACUGCUGAAGGAGGGACAGAGUGGACGGUCUGGAGAAGAGGUGAAACUACGUGAUGAAGUAAUUAAAGCAUCUGACAUUGAAAAUCCUGGGAUACCUUCAGAGCCAUGGGAAGCUGGUUCUCACGGCACAGCCAGUGACAGCAGCAGCGAUAACGAGCAAGAAUUUAUUUCAUCUGUCCUACCAGGAAGUCAGUCAAGUUCAGCCGAUUUUGCACAGCAAUUGCCCAGAAAAAGCAUCCUCAAAAAAAAGCAUGCUCAGAAAGUCUCUCCCAGCCCUAAAACUGAAGAUUCAGAUGUGGUAGAAGCCACUGAACAACUCUCUCACUGUAAAUUAGACGCUCAGGAAGAAGUGCGUGCUCGCUCUGUUCAUAAUGAAAUAACUGCACCGCCUUCAAAAAAUACUACUCGAGGGAAAUCAAGUGCUUCAGAAGUCUGUGAAAAUACCUGUGGAUCACAAAUAGUUUUUCUUGGUGUGAGCAAAAGAGGGGCAGAACAUCUUAGAAGAACACUAGCUAACUCCGCAGAAUAUAGAAAACAUGAACUGAGGAAUUCCAAAGGCAGUUUACUGGAAGUGCUUAGGCACACACUUAUGGAAUGGAGAACUGAGGAAACUUUAAAAUUUCUCUAUGGCCCAAACUAUACUUCUUUGUGCUCAUCAGAGUGCGUAGCACCUGCCAGCCAGGAGACUGAAGAACUUGAUGAGGAUGACUUAGAUACAGCUGAUGAUCUUAAUGCUGUUGCUGUAAGAGAGUCCGAAAACAGCUUGAAUUAUUCUUUACCUUUCACAGGCCCAGGUGGAGUAGUGAAGCCUGUGCCUAGUUACGAAAAGUUAAAAGAAGAAACGGAGUUCCUUGAACUCCGAGUGAAAGAGUUCUAUAAAGGGAGGUGCGUCUUGGCUGAAGAGGCAGCGACACACGCACAGGAAGAGGAACAUCCAAGCACAGGCAAAGAUGAUCAACUUGAAGAUCUUACCUUCCCACUUGUUGAUUCAAAUGCACAAAUGCAGAUCAGAAAGCGAAUCGUCCUUGAAAAACUGAGAAAAGCAUUACCUGCAGUUUUGGGCCCUCUUCAGAUUGCUCCAGGUGAUGUUUACACAGAGCUGAAAAAUCUUGUCAAAACUUUCCGGUUAACAAAUAGAAAUAUUAUUCACAAAAUGCCUGAGUGGACUCUAAUCGCUAUUGUUUUGUUGUCUGUAUUGUCACAAACUACUCCACUCAAGAAUACUCAGACAAGCCCAAUGUACACACAGUUCCUGACCACGCUGCUGGAAGAACUGCAUUUCAAAAAUGAAGAUUUGGAAAGUCUAACAAGAAUAUUUAGAAUGGACUGACGACUUGAAUGAAUAACAUGAUCAUCUUAACAUCUCCUACCACCUGAAAUAGCUGCACUGAGAAUAUAAGAACACCUUCAA
Messenger RNA from Empidonax traillii (willow flycatcher), 1979 nucleotides. It is a transcript of the gene RPAP2, whose product is annotated as RNA polymerase II associated protein 2. The transcript has 14 exons. Lineage: Eukaryota; Metazoa; Chordata; Aves; Passeriformes; Tyrannidae. The record is from RefSeq and is a predicted model, not a curated record. Bases 126 to 1898 code for a protein of 590 amino acids. Gene Ontology annotation, cellular component: cytoplasm; nucleus. Gene Ontology annotation, molecular function: RNA polymerase II CTD heptapeptide repeat phosphatase activity; RNA polymerase core enzyme binding.